Messenger RNA from Ochotona curzoniae (black-lipped pika), 2545 nucleotides. RefSeq names its product cell division cycle 6 (gene CDC6). Gene Ontology annotation, biological process: cell division; mitotic DNA replication checkpoint signaling; DNA replication initiation. The transcript has 12 exons. NCBI's taxonomy places the organism in Eukaryota, Metazoa, Chordata, Mammalia, Lagomorpha, Ochotonidae. The record is from RefSeq and is a predicted model, not a curated record. Gene Ontology annotation, molecular function: ATP hydrolysis activity; DNA replication origin binding. Gene Ontology annotation, cellular component: nucleus. The coding region runs from base 157 to 1839 and encodes 560 amino acids.
GGUGUUCGUUCGGUGUGUUCGUUCCGUGUGUUCGGGAAGGUGUGUGAGGGGAACUGAGGAGUUUGCGCCAACGAGACGCGGCCCUGAGAAAGGAGACGCUUCCUUGGGAGACCUUGGGUUUGGACGGGAGGCAGCGGGACUCGCGGUGUUGCCGUCAUGCCUCAAACCCGAUCCCAGGCGCAGGGUCAAAUCAGCUUUCCAAAGAAGAAGCUCCCUGGGAGCGUGAACAAAAGCAAAAACUCUGGUGAUGUCAGACAAAAGGCAACAAGUGCCCAGUCUCUGUCCUCCCCUCCUUCCUUUAAAGUUCUGCCUCUGAGCCCCAGAAAACGUCUGGGUGAUGACAACCUCUGCAACACUCCCCAGUUACUGCCCUGUUCACCACCCAAGCAAGGCAAGAAGGAGAAUGGGCCCCCUCGCUCACAUACCCCGAAAGGACGCAGAUUAAUAUUUGACAAUUCACUGACAAUUAAGUCUCCUAGCAAAGGAGAGCCAGCCAGAGCUCCCCAAAACAAGAUACUUGCCUCGCCUCGGAAAGGUCAAGAGGUCACAGCAACCUCUGAGCAGAGAUGUUCAUCUGAGAAAGAAUCUGCAUGCAUGAGGCUGUUCAAGCAAGAAGGUACUUGCUACCAGCAGGCAAAGCUUGUCCUGAAUACAGCUGUUCCGGAUCAGCUGCCUGCCAGGGAGAAGGAGAUGGAUGUCAUCAGGACUUUCCUGAGGGAGCACAUCUGUGGGAAGAGAGCUGGAAGUCUUUACCUCUCCGGGGCUCCUGGGACUGGGAAAACUGCCUGCCUAAGCCGGAUUCUGCAAGACCUCAAGAAGGAACUGAAAGGCUUUAAAACUAUCAUGCUGAAUUGCAUGUCCUUGAGGAGCGCCCAGGCAGUGUUCCCAGCUAUUGCUCAGGAGAUUUGUCAGGAAGAAGUCGCCAGAACAGCUGGGAAGGACAUGAUGAAGAAACUGGAAAAGCAUAUGACUGCAGAGAAGGGCCCCAUGAUUGUGCUGGUUCUGGAUGAGAUGGAUCAGCUGGACAGCAAAGGGCAGGAUGUGUUGUACACACUGUUUGAAUGGCCAUGGCUGAGCAACUCUCGGUUGGUGCUGAUUGGGAUUGCUAAUACCCUGGACCUCACAGACAGAAUCCUGCCUAGGCUUCAAGCUAGAGAAAAAUGCAAACCUCAGCUGUUGAACUUCCCACCAUACACCAGAAACCAGAUAGCCACCAUCCUGCAGGAUCGACUUAGCCAGGCAUCAAGAGAGCAGGUUGUGGACAGUGCUGCCAUCCAGUUCUGUGCCCGCAAAGUUGCUGCUGUUUCAGGAGACGUUCGCAAAGCGCUGGAUGUGUGCAGGAGAGCUAUUGAAAUUGUAGAGUCGGAUAUCAAAAGCCAGACUAUCCUCAAGCCACUGUCUGAAUGUAAGUCGUCCUCUGAAUCUCCGGUUCCCAAGAGAGUUGGUCUUACUCACAUCUCCCAAGUCCUCUCAGAAGUUGAUGGGAAUAGGAUGGCUUUGAGCCGAAACGGGGCACAAGAUUCCUUCCCUCUUCAGCAGAAGAUUUUGGUGUGCUCUCUGCUGCUCGUGACGAGACACCUGAAAAUCAAAGAGGUCACUCUGGGGAAGUUGUAUGAAGCCUAUAGUAGCGUCUGUCGCAAACAGCAGGUGGCAGCUGUGGACCAGUCAGAAUGCUUGUCACUUUCAGGGCUCUUGGAAGCCAGAGGCAUUUUAGGAUUGAAGAAAAAUAAGGAAACUCGGUUCACAAAGGUGUCUUUGAAGAUUGAAGAGACGGAAAUAGAACAUGCUCUGAAAGACAAAGCUUUAGUUGGAAACAUCCUAGCUACUGGAUGGCCUUAACUUGGACACUUCCAGCGCAGCGGACAGCAUUCAGCUGGCAGUUAGAGAGCGAAGGAGUCUUCCUCUUUAGUACUUUAUAUGCUCAGGUCUGAAAACAAAUAUGGCCUUUUUUACUUGAAACCAAUGAAUUUUAGUCUGUAGACUUGUGAACGCUAGCACAGGAUAACGUCUUUGGAUUUUAUUAUUUCUGUCCCUAAAGGUGACCAAGUAGACCCUCUGCAUUUACAUUCACUACCUCUGCUACUUGUCCCUCUGACCAGUUGUGUUUGUGUGGUGGAAUGCACAUCUACUUACCUCUUAUUUUCCUCAAACAUACAUGUUUUUUUAUAACAACUUUGAAGUUAGGGUAUCAAGAUGGUCCUGAGAGCAAGCCCACAUGGUGAUUUGGAGGACACUUAGAUCAAAGAGUUUCUUUGUGGGGAGAUUCCAUCCCAUCACUUUAAAGACUCAAUGAUUUCCUUGGGCGGGAGAGGCUGGUAAAGAGAAUGUAACUCUGCAAAUUGUGAAUAUAUUUAUCUUAUUUAUUUUUAAGUUGUAGUCUUUGGGUUUUUUUUUUUGUUUAAGCAAUCACAGUUGAAGAGAGCUGAAGGUUCCAAAAAGCAAUGUGAAAAUUCCUUCCAAACUGUUCCGCAGACUGGGCUGCCCUCGCAUGCUUCAAGAUGACUUCUUUGGGUUGGAGUUCCAUCUGAAUAUAUAUCCAAAUGCA